Messenger RNA from Pelagomonas calceolata, 1093 nucleotides. The record is from the annotation of a GenBank genome assembly. Lineage: Eukaryota; Pelagophyceae; Pelagomonadales; Pelagomonadaceae.
GCACUUGAUUGCGCUGCAAGAUCAAUACAAAGUGUUUCCUCAAUAGCGUCGGUCACAGUCGAAGCACAUCCUAGACGAUACUUGCUGCAUUCAGUGCACAUAAUACUAGUUUGGCCUGUGCAAAUGCGUCACACAUGAUCCUCGGAGUCUACUAGCUGUACGUUGCACUGCAUUACGCCAGCCACAGCGCGUGCACACGUCGGGGGUGAUGGCUGCCGCAACCGUGUUGCUCGUCGCGCUCGUCGCGCCCGGCAGCGCCAUGGCGCCCGCCGCGACCGCGACCCUGCGCGAACCAGGCUCGCUCGCCGACCGCGGCAUCGCCGCGACGCGGUGGGCGGCGCACGCCAAAGCAGCGCAAACGACGCUCGCGCCGCUCCGGCGACUGCUCAACGAAAUAGGGGAGACGCCGUCCCUGCGCGCGGGUCGUACGGGAAGCGGCGCGCGGCGCGUUUACCUCGCCGGAAAACACCACCGCCCCACCUUCCUCGGCGUCCAGGACGCUGCCAUCGGCGCCUCCACGGAGGUGCCCAACCGCUGGUGGUACGCCGCGGACGCGCGGACGCUCGCGCUCUUCCGGCCUCUCGCCGGGUUAGUGCGGGGGCCGUUGGACGCGCUGCCGCCCCGCGGCGCCCGGUGCGGCAGCGCGUCCAGCGGUCCGCCGACGCUCACGUCCGCCUGCUUCAUCGUGGUCGCGUCGGCCGUCGCCCCCGCGGCGUCGCUGUGGCACUUGGACUGGGGCGCCUGCGCGCGACGCGGCGCGGCGUUCACGGCCCUCACGCCGCUAUCCGGACCGCAGAUGACCAGUGAGAGGUGCGCGGCGCACGGGCUCGAGUACGAGCCGUGGGACGCCGCGCCCGGCGACCUCGCGCGAGUGUAUGACUACGCGAGGGGGGACGCCGUCGUCUUCGACGGCCGGCUGCCGCACCGCACCGCGCCUUUCACCGCGAAGGCGCUCGCGCAAGUCUCCGGCGGCCGGCGUCUGAUCGUGAGCUUGUCUUUUGCGGCGCGCGGUGGCGGCGCCACCGAGCGCGCCGCGCAGAUUCGCGUGCUCGAGGGCCAGACCGGGGGGUAUUACGAGCUCGACGGCGCCUGA